AAGCCAAGAAGGAACCGCCCAAAGUAUUGCAAAGACAAUAGAGAGCUUUCCUUGUUAACUAUUCGUCGCCUGCAGCGUGCCUGUUGCCGUUCUUUUGAAUGAACAUUCCACAGUCUCCAAACCAAACGAAGGCUUGAACCAACCAAACCCAAAUCCGAUCUGAUCAAAUAGAUGAGAAAGUCUCUCUCGGGUGCAACAUAAACUCGAAAGCUACAGUUCGUGAUACCACAUGGUAUUUCCACGGCAGCUAAGGAGCUUCCGAAUCCUGAGUGUCGUUUCCGCCCGACUUUUCAUCGACAACACAUUUCCCUUCGAAGAAACAAGAAUGCAGCUGCCCGAUCGCUUGCUCGAGUCGAUUGCUCUGGAUGAUAAAACUGAUGUUGACCUUGGAUGCACCCUGAGACAUCAUUUCCACCUGGAUGUUUUGGUCCGAAAACACCCGAAAAACAGUCGCAAGAACCUGAGAACUCUUAUGGACGUCGGUGAUCAAUGUAAGGAUCGAGUAGUCGUCCUUGCGGACGAGAUUGGAGCAGUCCUCGAGGUCCUCGAUGAGGGCACUGAUCUGCGAGCUCUCCUGCUUCUUGUCCAGGGUGAGUGAGACCGAGACCUCGGAACUCGCCAGUACGUCAACAGAGAGCUUGUGUUUCUCGAAAGCGCCGAAGACCCUCGCCAGGAAGCCGUAUGCCCCGAGCAUCUGCGUCGAGCAAAUGUCCAGAACGGUCACC
Molecule: messenger RNA, 725 nt
Organism: Pseudo-nitzschia multistriata
Lineage: Eukaryota; Bacillariophyta; Bacillariophyceae; Bacillariales; Bacillariaceae
Source: the annotation of a GenBank genome assembly